Molecule: messenger RNA, 1020 nt
Organism: Penicillium antarcticum
Lineage: Eukaryota; Fungi; Ascomycota; Eurotiomycetes; Eurotiales; Aspergillaceae
Exons: 2
Coding region: 1-1020 (339 amino acids)
Source: RefSeq, a predicted model, not a curated record
AUGUCUCCCAAAAAGCGAACUGCAUCAACCAGCACCACACGAGCUGCACGCGACCCUAAGGUCGCGGCGAAGUCUUCUCCGCUGAUGCGCAUUCCCUCUCCGGCACGCUUUAUCCUUGUGGUCUUGAGCAGCCUGAUCGUGAGCUCAAUCCUGUUUACACUCACCUCCAGCUUGACCCUGGGCGAUCUCGGGCCCAUCAGUAAACACCUGGAAGAAUGGUGGGAAGUGGGGGUCCUGAUCGGUUGGAGAGCUGUGGAGGUUGGGGUGGCCUGGGUGCUCGGAUUUGACGGUCGCGAUGUCGCAUCGUUCCUGUUCUUGACCCACCUACCGAUCUACUCGCUCUUGUCCUGCUUCUAUGCGGUGCGCCCAACCUCAGCUUUGAUUUCCUACGGAAUCACAGUCGCCUCUACCGCGCUUCCAUUUGUCUUCCUGCGCCGGCUCUCUUCCGUCCACGAUCUGUCUCAUACGCCCCCAGGCGCAAUUGCCAACCGAGGCAUCCUGCAGGACAAACUCACCACUUUCUUCACGAGCUUGCUCGCAACGUCAAUCUUCAGCGUUGUACUCUACAUCAGCUACGCAUCCUGGCUUCCUGCGCAACUGGUCGUGCACUUUGAGAGUCUCCCGGAUAUUAGCGCCGCGCACGCUGGACCCGCCGGUCUGCCAGUGCUUUUCCUGACUCUCGCUCCUGCUGGCUGGGCUGCGCGGGACUUCCUAUUUGUCAGUUCUACUGGAUACACGAUCAACGAUGCCCAGGCGGCAAGCGCCAGCAGCGAAGGCGAAUCCUUGGUUGCGGCCAUCUACCGCAAAACCUGGGGCAAGCUAUCGACCAAGACCAGAGUGCUGGUUUCUCGGUCGAUUAUUCUUGCAGUUGGAAUCCUACUUAACACCAUUAUUCAAGUGGCUGGCACCAUCCGUGAUGUCUCUGUCGUAGGUGCUGCCACAUGGGGAUCCGUCUGGGCUGUUUCUGCGCUUGUUACAGGAGCAAGCUUCGGCUGGAUUGAGUCCGUGGAAGGUGUAUGA